Messenger RNA from Aaosphaeria arxii CBS 175.79, 2202 nucleotides. RefSeq lists its product as uncharacterized. The record is from RefSeq and is a predicted model, not a curated record. NCBI's taxonomy places the organism in Eukaryota, Fungi, Ascomycota, Dothideomycetes, Pleosporales. The transcript has 3 exons. The coding region runs from base 1 to 2202 and encodes 733 amino acids.
AUGGAAACAUCAAACCCCCACCAAGAUGGACAGGAUGAACAAAGCAAACCACAAGCUCAGCUUCGUCCUCAUUUGCGCGACGGUUCAAUCGAAGAACUUUCAUCACGAUCGCCUCGCACCGACAAGGCUGAAAGUUCUGGGCCAAACGUAGCUUCAAAUCAGGAUUUGGUUCUACGGAAGGGUUGGCCAAACCGUCCGAGGACUAUCAAGUCUUCUCUCCUUUCAUCGAUUUCCAGUGCUAUAUUUGAUAUUUUCUUGGUUGCGUCGUCUACUGCCUUCCUCGCGCUUGCAUUAAUCGUCAAGAAAAAUGAUAAGGCCUAUAUCAUGGACUUAAAAAAAUUAGAGCAGAAGCAAAUGCCUAAAAUGAUACUUGGAGCAAUUAAAUACGGCCCUACCCUGUUUCCCAUUCUCUUCGCUUCGGUACUUGGGCGAAUGACCCAUACGAUCCUCUGCUGGCGGCUUGUUAAGGGAGAGCGUAUGGGAGUACUUGAUACUCUUGCAGCUAGUACAUCAUUUACGAGCAUUAUCACAGCUCAAGCCCAGAUGGGUAGACUGAACUACUUCGGAGUACUUUUGGUCGCUGUCUGGGCACUCUCUCCUUUAGGGGGCCAAGCAACGUUGAGACUCAUGUCCAUCGGCCCCAGAAAGACAUCUACUUCUGAAACCAUUAGCUACAUGGUUCCUACUGGAAGCUUACAAGGCUAUGAGAUGACGAAUGGGCCCUUGGUAAUGGAGAAGGUCAAUUUAUUAUUCAUGAGCACGCUCAUUGAAUCGUCGAUCCGCUUUAGCAGUCGUUCCCAUUCUGGCCCAUGGGAAGACCCUUACCAGAAUACGAGAAUCAUAAAGGCACCAUUCUUUGGGACCAGAAAUUCUUCCAAUAUUGAUGAAGACAAUUGGUACAAUUCCACUGGAAGCAGUCAAUCUUCAUCAUACUAUUCUCUGAUAGGCAUACCCAGAAAAAAGACUGAAUUAAUACACAACGAACGUUCGUAUGAUCUCUCCCGUAUUCAUUCCUCUUACUGGGAUCUAAAUUGCUCCACUUCAAGUCCCACUGCAAACAAUAGCAGCAUUAAUAAUGCAAAAGUCUCUGAUAUUGUCGAAAUCAGAGGGACUGGAGCAACCAUCCGAUAUAGCAACAGCUCUUUGACGGAAAGAAUAGGAGUGGUUCCUGAAAACCUAAGGCCCUUCAAGUUCUUUUACUCUCCGGCUUACAAUAUCUCCAGUGGGCAAAACACUCUUUCUUGUGAAGUAAGAAGUGCUUAUAUCGAAUCGGACAUAAAAUGCAAUAUAUUUACGUGCGAAACCAUUCGAGCCCAGCCGUCUCAGUUAGACCAUCAUCCCUUAGCGUGGACGCUCCUCGAUUUACGUCCUGGCUACUGGCCAUUCUUCCUUAACAGUUUCAUCGGCAGUAUUAGAGGCAAAGAAAAUGAACCGUCACUUAUCGAUCAUUACAUUGCGAACCCAGAGUUUGCCUCAGCGGGUACAUCUAUGACUGGAGCUAAUAGUAUCUCCCCAGAGGAGUACUCUGUUCGCUUGGGUCAGCUAUUGAACACGUACUUUUAUUUCCUAAACGGCAUGUCGACGCUACCCCUAAGCCAACCCAAUCCAAUGGAGGAAUUCGAGGAUGGUACCUACAUUGAUAACAACCAAUCCUUCAUACCGAUUUCCGAACCCGCAAGUCCUCAGGAUAACUUUGGUCGGAACGGACCAGCAAUACGUUUAUGGGAGACAGAAAGAAUUCUCGAGGCGGAGGUUGAUAGCAUAGCCGCGCAUCAGGGCUGGAUCUCAAUACUAGCCACAAUCUCAUCCCUUCUCAUUUUAGCUAGUCUCAUCACACCAAUCAUCCAGACCUUCUUUCUCCACGGACCCGAUGUUAUGAUGAACAUAUCUAGUCUUGCGAGCAAUGACACCCAUUUGAAGUUGCCAGUUAAUGGGAGCCAUUUGAAUGCUGCAGAAAGAGCAAAAUUAUUACAAGAUGUAAAGGUUAACUUUGGAGACGUUGAACCAGAGAAGGAGGUCGGAAGACUUGCUAUAGGCUCUAUACAAGGUGUUGUUGAGAUAAUUUGCUCUAAAGGUAUUAUUACUACUAUAUUGAAGGUCAAGGUUGAAUAUUUGCGAGUCAUCUCCUACCUGCUAGAAGCAUCCAAAGUCGACCUAUCCAAGAGCGCUAUCGCUAUUCGAAAUCUCGCUACAUUCCUGUGA